Vicugna pacos (alpaca) is the source of this 4463-nucleotide messenger RNA. Lineage: Eukaryota; Metazoa; Chordata; Mammalia; Artiodactyla; Camelidae. The record is from RefSeq and is a predicted model, not a curated record.
CGCCCCUGGCCGCGGGCGCCCGGCCCCUUCACGGUGCCUGCAGAGGCGCGCAGGACUCCCGGGCGCCGGCGGGGCGCGGGGCGGGAUGCGGGGUCCCCAGCCUGCGCCACCUUGACCGGGUUUCCCAGGCCGGGGCGGAGCGGCUCUCCAGACCCCUCCCAGGAGCGCGGGCGACCCUGGCGCCGGGAGGGGGUGCGGUGCAGGGUGGCGGGCGGACCCCGGGGAUCUCCGCGCCCGGAACCCCAGCGCGGCAGCGUGGCCGCGGAAAGGCGCUCGCCGCUGACCCUGCCGCCCUGGUUCCGCUGACGUUCUAGCGGACAGCUGGUGGACCUCACCUGGGCAUCUCAGGCAGCCAGGCCCUUAUUCACCCCCUGCCUUGUACCGACCGUGAGACUUAUAGCACUAGUUGGGGCGAGUCGUUUAGAAGGGUCUCAGAUGCGUUUAACUUUUCAUCUGUCCACCACCUUCUUUAAACUUUCCCAAGCUCUGUCACUGAGCGUCGCCCCAUCUCUCCCACUGUGGCCCUAUCAGCCGAGGUUUCACCUCUCAUCAUCUUUCAGGCUUUUUCCUUUUUCCUUCCCCUUCUUAGGCCUGUGGCAAUCCAGUCAAGGGAAGCGGAGGGAGCCAGCUGUUUUGUGCUGAAGGAAAAAGUAGCUCAGCCGUGAAAGCUUCCAUCCGCUGGAGAAGUGCGCCCGCCCAUCCCUGGGGGCUGUCUUUCCAAGAGGACUCUACACCCGAAAGGCUCUCUGCCAGGCCCUGGGGUUGUGGUUUCAUGCACCAGCAGUCACCGCCUUCUAGUUUAUACAAGUGGAUACGUGCCCUCUGCAAAAGCCAGGUUUUGGAGGCCUGAAACAUAACAACAGCUUCUGGGGAGGUUCUGAGGAUUAAGGAGGUUUGGCGGUUGCUAUGUUAAUGCUGCUGGUCUUUGGAGUGCUGCUUCAUAAGGUCCCGCUGAGUGGCCAAGACAAGGCUCCUUCCCAGGCCGAUGGCAUUCCAGGCUCACCUCUCUUUAACUAUGCCAGCCUCCGCCUGCCUGAAGAGCACAUGCCCUUCUUUUUGCACAAUAACAGGCACAUUGCCACGGUCUGUGGGAAAGACUCGCAUUGUCCUUAUAAGAAACACUUAGAAAACUUAAACUACUGCUGGGGCUAUGAGAAAUCCUGCAAACCAGAGUUUAGGUUUGGUUACCCUGUUUGCACCUACGUCGACAUGGGAUGGACAGACACUCUUGAAUCAGCCCAGGACAUAUUCUGGAGGCAAGCUGACUUUGGAUACGCUGGAGAGCGGCUGGAGGAACUUCAUGUGCUCUGCCAACCCGAGGAAACGAGUGACUCAAGUCUUGUGUGUUCCCGUUACCUUCAGUACUGCAGAGCAACCAAUCUCUACCUUGAUUUAAGAAACAUCAAGAGAAACCACGACAGAUUUAAGGAAGAUUUUUUCCAGAGUGGGGAAAUCGGAGGACACUGUAAACUUGACAUUCAUAUGUUGAUGUCUGAAGGUCAGCGCAAAAGCCCUCUGCAGUCUUGGUUUGCUGAGCUACAGAGCUACACUCAGCUCAACUUCAGACCUGUAGAAGAUGCUAAGUGUGACAUUGUUAUUGAAAAGCCAACCUACUUCAUGAAAUUAGAUGCAGGUGUUAACAUGUAUCACCACUUCUGUGACUUCAUCAAUCUGUAUAUUACUCAGCACGUUAAUAACUCAUUCAGCACAGAUGUGUACGUCGUGAUGUGGGACACCAGCACCUACGGAUACGGUGACCUGUUCUCCGACACGUGGAAAGUGUUUACUGAUUAUGAUGUUAUACAUUUGAAAACUUACGAUUCCAAAAGGGUAUGUUUUAAAGAAGCUAUUUUUUCCUUACUCCCCCGGAUGAGAUAUGGGCUGUUCUAUAAUACUCCUCUGAUAUCUGGCUGUCAAAACACGGGAUUGUUUAGAGCAUUUUCCCAGCAUGUACUACACAGACUGAACAUCACCCAAGAGGGACCCAAGGAUGGAAAAGUUCGAGUCACCAUUCUUGCACGGAGCACAGAAUACCGGAAAAUACUAAACCAAAAUGAGCUUGUAAACGCACUGAAAACAGUAUCUACAUUUGAGGUCCAGAUUGUCGAUUACAAGUAUAAGGAGCUUGGGUUUUUAGACCAGCUAAGGAUCACGCAUAACACAGACAUAUUUAUUGGAAUGCAUGGGGCUGGUCUUACCCAUUUACUUUUCCUUCCAGACUGGGCUGCUGUGUUCGAACUGUACAAUUGUGAAGAUGAGCGUUGUUACUUGGACCUGGCCAGGCUGCGAGGCGUCCAUUAUAUCACUUGGCGAAGGCAGAAUAAAGUCUUUCCUCAAGAUAAGGGCCACCACCCAACUCUAGGGGAGCAUCCAAAGUUUACCAACUACUCUUUCGAUGUAGAAGAAUUUAUGGACCUUGUCCUGCAGGCUGCAGACCAUGUCCUACAGCACCCAAAGUGGCCGUUUAAGAAAAGACGUGAUGAGCUGUAAAUGUGUUGAAGCUUUUUGAAAAAAGGGAGUGUUUGCACAGUCCCCCAUCCAGGCUCACCUCACAGUUAAGUCAGUAAAGCAGCCUGUUACUUCCUAGUCCCUAAUUACCCUUUUUUAAAUACCAAACCAUGCCUUCAGGAUAUUACUUACGUGUUUUAUAGUCUUUAGCUGUUUCAUGUGAUUUUUGUGUUAUUGCUGUUUAUCAAGAUACUAUUUUUGCACUGAGAACUUCUUACAGUUCAGAAAUUGGGCUUGGGCUCACAUGUGUAGGUGAGCCUUCUUAGGGAUACCAAAGUUUGCAACCGUCUUAGCUUUAGAAUUUGCAAAUGUUUUUAUUGAAUACCAUGGGAUGGUAAUUCUAGGGGCUUCCAACGUAUUUGGGUAAAUUCACGACAACUUACUUAUUUGCUGUGAUUUGUUCAUAGCACUGUUUGUGGUAAAAAAAGGAAAACAUGCAACACACACGAUUGUGGUUCUCAGUGCCAAGCUCUAGGGCCGUGUUGUGGAUCGGUGUUCUAUACAGGUCUGCUUUCCUCCGUCAGAGUCCAAACUAACUCCCACUGAAUUCUCUGCUGUAUCUUUUUAGUGAGUACUAGGUGAUGUGCGUCAGGAACCUGAAUACAGUGUGUGUCACGUUAAUUCACAUUCACAUGUUUCAUAUGCAGAUCAUGUUUUCUUCCCCAAAUGUAACAACCACAUAUGGUAAAAAAACAAAUGAGAAUGUUCUGUAGGACUGUUUUUAUACCUUCUGGCUGCUUUCCGCCGGUUCCUUCUCAGUCAUGGAGGGGAUUCUUAUAUCAAACAGUGGUUUCAUUGUGCACGUAUUUGUAACUGCAGAUUCCAGUGUGUCUGCAUUGACAUGUUUUAGCAUGGAACUAUUCCAGUCUUUGAUUUUUGCAAACUUUAGAUUAAUCACAAGAAGGAAAUUUUUUCCCUAUUAAAAAAAAGUUAAGACCAAAAAAAAAAAAGGGGGGGAGUAGAGACAUGUGAAUUAUCCAAUUCAGAAUGAAUGAGAAGCUAUAAGAGUGCCGUUAAUUAAAAAGCGUAUCUGAAAUGCAGUCCCACUCUUUGAAUGGGAUUCGUUUCUCCCUGUUUAUGAACUUCUCAGUUUAGUGUUCAGAAACUAUGGCUUGGUUUUACUGCAGAAUGUGAAGUUUACAUUUUCUUAACACUUGAGUAGUCUAAUACAGAGACUAAUGACUUAUAUUUUUUUUAAGUAGAGGGUUUAACAAAGCACAGCAGAGCUAAGUUUUUUUUUUAAAUGUUUUAGAGUUGUGGGAAAAAUAAUGCAACAGAGAAGUGACCCGAGAAACAUAAAAUAUUUAUUAUCUAGACCUUUACAGAUAGCUGACUCCUGCUUUAAAGGAUUAUAGACAGUCUUCUAGAGUUCAGGAAUAUUUAUUAAAUAUCUGUAAAGGGAAUAAUAGUGAAUCACUGUAGCAAUAGCUUUGAUUUGCGAUCUUAAAAUUGUUUAGAAAGACUUAGAACGUAUGAAUUUUGAAGGGGGCAGUGUUACUGCUGUUCUCUGUCCAGAGUAUGGAGUCACCUCUGAGAAGAUAGUUCCUGUGAAAGGAAUUGUCUAGCCCAUGUUGCCCUUUCAGUCAGAGAGACGUAAACGUCUGAAAAAGGAAGUUUCAACGUUUAUCUUCUUACCUCAUUUUAAGAAGCAUGUGGCAGUGUGGUUCUGGAGAUGAUCGAGAAUUUCAGACAUUGAGAACAAUUUCAUCAUAAAAUACAUUUGCAUAUUUUGCAUUUAAAGAGAGAAUACGUUUUGUAGCAACAAGAGAAUAUGGUAGACACUUAAUGGAAUUCAUUUUUAUCAGAUUUUUUUAUGGGAGCAAAAGGUCUUCAAAGUAUUAUAAAUUUAGAAUGUAAAGAUUGCUCUUUUUAUUCAGUCUUUGAAAGAGAUACCUUUCAUUGUACAUUUUUGGGUGUGGCUUUGGAAUAAAUCUUUUUAUAUCUUCUUAUUUGAA